AUGGGUCUCUUCAAUCCCUCCAAAGACCAACAAUACGACCCCAACGCGUAUCGCCCAUCAGCACCUCAACCCGCCUACAUGCAGCAACAACCGCAAUAUGGCCAGCAGCCGCAGAUGGCAUACAGCCAGCAACCUGCUGCAUACGAACACCAAGGGAACCCCGCAUACGAGUACGCGGCGAAGAAAGCGAUGGAGAAGCAGGAAAAGAAGAAGAAGCACAAGGGACGCCGGCCUUGCACCAUGCCGCGACUUUCUACACGCAAGUGCUUUCUGCCUACAGAUGAUGACUCUCACAGACGGCCAUAA
Messenger RNA from Trematosphaeria pertusa, 306 nucleotides. RefSeq lists its product as uncharacterized. The record is from RefSeq and is a predicted model, not a curated record. NCBI's taxonomy places the organism in Eukaryota, Fungi, Ascomycota, Dothideomycetes, Pleosporales, Trematosphaeriaceae. Bases 1 to 306 code for a protein of 101 amino acids. The transcript is spliced from 2 exons.